This is a messenger RNA of Osmia bicornis bicornis, 1785 nucleotides long. RefSeq lists its product as uncharacterized. The transcript has 10 exons. Bases 678 to 1589 code for a protein of 303 amino acids. NCBI's taxonomy places the organism in Eukaryota, Metazoa, Arthropoda, Insecta, Hymenoptera, Megachilidae. The record is from RefSeq and is a predicted model, not a curated record.
CCUUUCCUUCUGCAUUUUCUUUCAGAUUAUAAAUACAAUAUUGAAACGUGCCAAUCUCAUAUAUUUCUUUCGCGUGCGAAGGCGUGAAGAGGCUACCUGUUGUAUCAUAACAUUACAAUAAUAAAUCAUGAGGUUACUGAUAAAUGAAGGACCGAUCGUGUGGAACGUCGACAUUCAUAUAGCGGUGAAGUGAAGCAGGUUGCAGGAGGGAGUUUCGAAUAUCCGUAUCGCUACGCAUCGGCGAUCGCGGCAGGCAAGAGGCAAAAGACUGGAUGGAUGGACGGGCCAGCCGUCACGAAGCGGUCCGACGUUCCCGUACCAAACGAGAUUAAUAGAGAUCCGCCUGUCAGCCGGACGCCUCUCCGUCUGAGCGAGAUCCAGCGGCAUCCAGACGGCCAGUCUUCUCGCAGAUCGCAACCUGCGUGGGCACCAACCGAUCGUGAUCGAUCGCACGGGUGCGUUUGUCUCUCUGGACUACCGCUUUGCAGGUCGAGUACGUGCGAGUCCAAGAGUAUUGCGUGUACCACGAAUCUUCUAGUCAUCCGAGCAUUACAUAGAGUAAUGAGAUACUAACUGCUGUGGCUAAUUGGGCACGAUUUAUAUACGGGAACGAUAGAUUUCGUGGCGGGACCGCUGUAGUUUUUCAAAUCGUUAGCCAAUCACGGUAAAUCGUACCGAUGCGAAUACAAAUCACAAGGGGUCGGUGGGCCGUAUUCGGUGGCUUCACCUUAGUUUGCCUCGCCAAUUUGCGAUUAGCAAUUGGUGACAAAAGUUCAGACGACGAGGACAGGGUACACGGGGAAGAAGUUAGGCAACAUGUAUGCUGCGCCAGACACGAGAAGACGAUCGACGUUGGAUAUGGAAUAUCGGGAGAAGUUAUCCAAAUCGAUGCAGGCCACUGUCGUAAACUGUGUCCGCGACACGUUUUGGACGAUCCUGGGGAUGCGAGCCGACCCGCCGUGCAGAAAUGCUUCCUGGAGUCGCAUUGCCGUCCAAGGGCCGCGAAACUAGAAAGAGUGUCCACGAUUCAAGGUGUUCGUAUUAUCGAAGUUAUAGAAGCUUGCGAGUGCACGCCGGAUACUUCCUGCAGACGAGAAUCCUUCACUCAUCUUGUACAUUCCGGUACUCCUCAUCAAGCGGUGAUGGACGUGGGUGUGUGCAUGGGUCACUGUGGUAAAGAUCUCGGAUGCAAGCCAGUAAGGAACGGUACGGUCAGCAUCAAAGGACCAAAUGGGGAUGAAGUGUACCAGGUGAUCGAGAAAUGUGGCUGUGCUGGAACCUGCCACAAAAUGGAUCACAUGGAGACCGUGUUAGAUUUCAGCGAAGUAGAGAUUAAGGACGGCACGAAUACGACGGAUGUUAGGCCGGUUGUCCGGCAAAUUAAUAUUGGACAGUGCGUCGGUACGUGUCCAGGAAACGAGACGGAAAUGUGCCUGUUACGAGACACAAAGGAACCGUCCAGAUGCUUGGCUGGGUUGUACACGAAGCAACAUACUUGCACACCGGCUAAAUUCAAAGUUCACGAGUACAGAACUCGUCGAGGAUCGAAGAGAGAAAUUAUUCAAAUCACUCAGUGUGCCUGUGUCUGAACGGGUCGGAGAGGUCCGUCGCCAAAUCGAACAGAUCAGUGGAACGGACCGCGGAGGAAUUUAAAGUAUUUUAUGCGUCGCGUAAACAUAAAGUACCAUUUCCAUGUUCCUACAUGCACCGUGUAUUGGUAUGACAAAUAAACGUACAAUGCCUUUUUAGAAAAUCUCAACGGCUACCUAAAACUGCUCCACGCUC